Molecule: messenger RNA, 1644 nt
Organism: Saprolegnia parasitica CBS 223.65
Lineage: Eukaryota; Oomycota; Saprolegniomycetes; Saprolegniales; Saprolegniaceae
Exons: 1
Coding region: 1-1419 (472 amino acids)
Biological process (GO): activation of GTPase activity; nucleocytoplasmic transport
Cellular component (GO): perinuclear region of cytoplasm; nucleus; cytosol
Molecular function (GO): GTPase activator activity; small GTPase binding
Source: RefSeq, a predicted model, not a curated record
AUGAGUGCCCGCAGCGACGACGACGACGACGACGACGAGACGACGCUGAGCCAGCUGCUUCGGCACUCGAGCGACGACGACGACGACGAGGAUGACAAUAACGACGACGAUGACGACGACGAGAGUAGCAGUGACGACGGCGCGUCGAGCUCGUCUCUGAGCUCGUCGAGCUCGGAAGAAGAGCCGCCAGACAUUGUGACGCAGCUCGGGCGCGGCUUGACCGCAGCAGCGCGCGCUGUCGUGGGCACACGCGAAUCGCGCUUCGCGUCCCGCACCAACACGACGCUCCAGUGGAAGCAGGACGUCGCGUACGAGCAAGCAAAAGCGGCGUACGAAGCUCAAAAGGCCGCCAAAAUCCAAGCCGACGCCGCUGCCGAAGCCACACGCAAGCUCGAUAUGAAACGCGAGAAGAAGGCCAAGCUCCAGCGCCGCGGCAACCGCAAGGUAGCCCGCAAGAUGGCAAAGAAGGCCGCCGCCUGCGAUCUCCAGCAACAAAAGCGAGACGCCAGGAUGACGGUCGUGUCCGAGAUCCGCCUGCACCGGCUCAGCGUUCUCCACGCAGCAGAAGGUGCGCCAGCAUUGGCUACAAUCGCGUCCGCACCGACGCUGCCCAUCACCGACAUUGCCAAAAGCAUCGCGAGCCGCCGGCUUCAAGAUACCCGCGACGACGCGCUUGCAGCAGCUAUCGACGUUGCUGACGCUCUCGGACGUCACUGCGGCAUGCUGCCUGCGAUCCGAACGCCACCGCAUGUCGUGCCAAAGGAGCAGCUCGAGACAGCGACGGCUCUUGUUCUACGACUGGCGCCCCCCCCGGACCCAAAGGCCCCCCCGAAGCUCAAGACACUGUUUACCGUCAAUUUAAAACGUUUCCGCCACGUCGAGGAAUGCAAAGGCGAUCGCAUCGGCGAGGCAGCAUGCAUUGAGCUCGGCAAGUCGCUCCUCACAGGCGCUUGUCCGCGCCUCAUGGAGCUCAACUUGUCCUGGAACGACAUCAAGCUACGGGGCGUCCUGUCCCUCGCCGAGGCGUUCAAGCAAGGCGCGUGUGGUCUGCUAACACGCCUCGACUUGCGGGCCAACAGCCUCGACGCGACGGCGCUCAUACAGCUCUUUGAGGCGCUCUCGAGUGGCGGCCUACCCAAGCUGCAGCACCUCGUUUUUGCUGGCAACCUCGUUGGCGAUCGCGGCGGCAAGGCGGUUGCCCACGCCUUCUUGGCGGGUGCGCUCCAGCACCUCGUCACGAUCGACCUCAAGUCCAACGGCAUCAAGAACGACGGGUGUCGAGCCAUUUUCAAUGCGUGCACAGCGGACUGCUUUCGCCGCCUUGGGCCGUCGCUCGAGCUCAUUGACCUCCGCCGCAAUCAGAUCAACUACGCCACGGCCCAGUCGCUGACGCCGUGUCCCAAACACAUCAGUUUCUAGCCUUGCGUUCGUGUUCGUCGUCGAGCACUCUGCUGCGAGCGAGCAAGGGUUCUGCAGAUGGGGGCGUGCGAAGCAGGGACGGUACAUGCAUGUCGACCGAGCCGUUCUCGGUGCUUCCACGCCUCGUGCAUACCCGCGUGCGUCGUGACUUUUCUGCGGACAGGGCUUCGAACUCCAGCACAGCAUCAUUUUCCUCUUGUCAUUCAUCUUAAGUAUUUCUACGAG